Messenger RNA from Lycium barbarum (goji berry), 1842 nucleotides. RefSeq names its product vicilin Cor a 11.0101-like. The coding region runs from base 61 to 1554 and encodes 497 amino acids. The transcript is spliced from 6 exons. NCBI's taxonomy places the organism in Eukaryota, Viridiplantae, Streptophyta, Magnoliopsida, Solanales, Solanaceae. The record is from RefSeq and is a predicted model, not a curated record.
UCAUCAUUCAUUUAUCAAAGAAAAGAAAAAAUUUGUGUUUAAUUUUGCUUACUACAAAAGAUGAUGAAAGCAAGACCUUGUCUAUUUUGUUUACUCUUUCUUGUGGUUGUAACCUUAGCUUUGGGUACGAAAGACUCGGACCUAAAGCGAUGCAAGCACCAGUGCAAGGCCUUACAGCAAAUCGGUGAGCAUCAAAGGAAAGAAUGUUAUGAAAUGUGUGACAAAUAUCACAGUGAGAAACAACGUGACGAAGAAGAAGAACCUUCGUCUUUUCUUCCCUAUGGAGGAAGAGAGGAGGAGGAAGAAGAAUAUGGAGAACAAGAGAAGGAAAAUAAUCCUUUUGUAUUUGAGGACCAGCAUUUUAUUACUGGAAUCAAGACACAACAUGGCAGAGUUCGAGUUCUUCCAAAGUUCACUGAGAGGUCUAAGCUAUUUAAGGGCAUUGAGAAUUACCGUUUCGCAAUUCUUGAAGCAAAUCCACAGACCUUUGUUGUCCCUAACCAUUGGGAUGCUGACACUGUCUUGUUUGUUGCUCAAGGGAGAGGAACCUUGAACUUGGUGCGUAGGGGCAAGAGGAACAGCUUCAAUAUUCGGCCUGGGGAUGUAAUCAGGGUUUAUGCUGGAACUACUGCUUACUUGAUGAACAGGGACAAUAAUGAAAAUCUUGUCAUAGCCAAGCUUCUCCGCCCAGUCUACACACCUGGCCAAUUUGAGCACUUCUUUGGACCAGGUGGGCGAGAAAAUCCAGAAUCUUUUUACGGUGCCUUUAGCUCUGAAAUACUUGAAGCUGCACUCAAUACUAGGAGGGAUAGACUACAGAGGCUGCUCGGGCAGGAGAGGGAAGGAGUGAUUAUAAGAGCUUCAGAAGAGCAAAUCAGGCAAAUGAGCCAGCACGAAGAAGGUGGAAUUUGGCCUUUUGGUGGAGAAUCAAAGGGCUCAGUCAACAUUUUCAAGCAACGGCCGUCGCAAUCCAACCAGUAUGGACAAUUCCAUGAAGUGGAUGAAAGCCACUACAGGCAGCUAGAGGACCUCGAUAUUUCUCUUUCUUUCGGUAACAUCACUGAGGGUGGCAUGUUAGGUCCAAUAUACAGCUCAAGGGCAACAAAGAUAGCAGUGGUGGUUGAUGGUGAAGGUUACUUUGAGAUGGCAUGCCCUCACUUGGCGUCCAAGUCGGGUAGACGCCAACGCCAAGGAAGCGAAAGGGAAAGGGAAACGAGAAUUGGCUUAGGUUACCAAAAGGUGCGUUCGAGUUUGAGACGUGGGAUGGUACUGAUCAUCCCUGCUGGCCAUCCGUUCGCCGCAGUAGCUUCCACCAAUCAGAACUUGCAAAUCUUUUGCUUCAACGUCAACGCCCGCGACAAUGAAGUUGUCCCUCUUGCAGGGAGGAACAAUGUAGUGAGUCUACUGGAGAGGGAAGCAAUGGAGUUGGGAUUUGGGUUACCAGCAAGAGAAGUGGAGCAAAUAUUCAGGAGCCAACAGGAGGAGUUCUUCUUCCAGGGACCUGGUGGUCGGCAGCAACGAGAGGAGCGGGAGCUUGGCCGAGCCGAUGCAUGAACGGUGGGCUGUGGCUGAUCCGCCUUCAAUGCGGGUUCAUGUUGGCUAAAAGAGAUGGAGACUACUGUGUUGUAGUUUUUGCACUGGUCAUGUUGCUACUACUACCUAUCCUGUAAAUUGGUGAAUAAGGGGGUGGUUGUAAAUGUAGGGUAGUGGCUAGGUAGGUGCCGCUAAUAAGGCUUACCAACUUUAUGUGGAAAUCGUAGUUGGGAUGUGGUCUGAGGGAAUGUAAAAUUAUGAAGACGAAAGCUCUAACAUGAAUAAAUCAACUUUGGCGGUUUUAAUGUU